AAAAAUCCUUGUUAUUGCAAACAUAUGCUUUCUCCAAAACCUCUGUAUGAUGAUUCAUGUGUUGUUUGAGUUCACAGAAGAAGACACAAACCUUGUAAAGUAACAUUGUUUGACCCUUUUGAGAAUAUCAACUAUGGGAUUCUCUUUAACAGUUUCAUUUGGUUCAGAUAUUGUGCUCAGAGCCACUCAUAAUCAAACCAGUAGAUUAAUCAACUCCAAAUUAUUAUUCUGCAAAACACAACACAAGAACAGCGUUGGUUUCAACCUCUCAAACCAAAAGACCAAUCACACAGCAAUUUUUGUUAGCAAGCAAGAAUCAAUUGAGUUCGAUGAGAGAAAGAGCCCAAAUGAGGUUAAAGAAGAGAUCAAACAAUGUUAUGAACUCAUAAACAGAAUAGGAAGAGGAGUUGUAUAUCUAGGUUCUUCUAGGAUGGGCUCGGGCCAUUCACAUUAUGUGCAAGCACAAGAAUUGGCUAAAGAGAUAGCAAAUCUUUUGGACUGCACUACAUGGUCAGGGGCUGGACCAGGACUAAUGGACGCUGUUACUCAAGGCGCUUUGCUAGCGGAGAAACCGGUUGGUGGAUUCAAGAUAGGAAAAGAAGCUGGAGAAUGGACAGCAUCCAACUUUCAUCCAUACUUACCAUCAGAAAAUUACCUUACUUGCAGGUUUUUCUCUGCAAGGAAGCACGGGCUGGUUGAUGCUGUAGUGAGGAACAAUUCAUUCGAUAAAACUGCUGUUGUUGCUCUUCCAGGUGGGAUUGGUACUCUAGAUGAGGUGUUCGAGAUGCUGGCAUUAAUUCAGCUAGAACGGAUUGGAUCAAAGCUUCCUGUUCCCUUCCUGUUGAUGAACUACGAUUUGUUUUAUUCAAAACUGCUCGACUUUUUAGAUGUUUGUGAGGAUUGGGGAACUGUCUCUAAAGGAGAGGUUGCAUCACUGUGGAAGGUUUGUAACAACAACUCAGAAGCUUUAGCUUACCUGGAAGAUUUCUACCGCACUUCUUCCGGUGACGCAAGUCAAAAGAAUGAAACUAAAUUGCAUAGCGCACAUGAUUCACCCUUUUGAUAAUUAUUGUCUUUCUCAACAAAGCUUGAACUGUAGAUACCUAAAUUGUUGUAAUAAAACCAAGCCUUAUGGUUGAAUUUUGACAUGUGUAGUAGUAGCAAGUGCUACUGCUAAUUGCAUAAAAACUUCAGAUUCUUUCCAUAGUCACAUACUGUAAUAUGAAUAGUGAUUAAAGGAAAUGAGUUAUCUAUAAAGUGUUA
This is a messenger RNA of Trifolium pratense (red clover), 1263 nucleotides long. RefSeq lists its product as uncharacterized. Lineage: Eukaryota; Viridiplantae; Streptophyta; Magnoliopsida; Fabales; Fabaceae. Bases 134 to 1063 code for a protein of 309 amino acids. The transcript is spliced from 4 exons. The record is from RefSeq and is a predicted model, not a curated record.